AAUAACAAUAUCCGAUUAGCGAUAUUACACAACAGUCAAUCAUUAAUACAGCUCUGAUUAAGUCGUGUAUGACUAUUUCCCUUUUUCAUUAAAUAAUAAUGAACGUCGAUUCGAUAAUGUGGGUUUUCUGGGUGACAGUGACAUUAGUGCUGAUAAAAAUAUUGAACAAGUUUUCAAACGGUAGAUGUUAUACUGAUAACGUCAUGAUCGGCAAAGUCGUAAUUGUUACUGGAGCUAAUAGUGGUAUAGGAUACGCUACAGCAUUGGAAUUAGCCAAGCGAGGAGCUAAAGUAAUAUUGGGCUGUCGCGACGACAAAAAAGGAAUAGAGGCAGUGGAAUCCAUUAUCAAACAAACGAAAAAUAAGAACGUGAAGUAUAUAUAUUUGGAUUUAAGCUCGUUGAGUUCUGUGAGAAAGUUCGUCGAGGAGUUCAAGAAGUCUGAAUUUAAACUAGAUGUAUUAGUGAAUAAUGCAGGUGCCAGUGGCAUGGGCAGAAGCAUGACGGAAGAUGGGAUGGUAAAAGAUAUGCAGGUGAAUCAUUUCGGACCAUUUUUACUGACGUUACUCCUAGUUCCUAUACUGAAGAGAUCAGCUCCUAGUAGAGUUAUUGUUGUAUCAUCAAUGUUACACAGACUUGGUACAAUAGAGGGAGUGAAUGAAGAAGGUCGUUACGGCUACUUCCAGACUUAUUGUAAUAGUAAACUUUGCAAUGUUUUGUUUGCGAACGAGCUGGCGAGACGUUUGAAAGGCACGGGAGUGGUGGUGAACAGUUUACAUCCUGGUCAAGUUAAUACCAGCUUAUAUAAAACUACUUUAUUUGAGAAACUCAGGUGUUUAGUUCUAUAUACGUUCUUUAAGAGUCCUGAGGAAGGAGCUCAGACUUCAUUGUAUUUGGCGGUGGCUGAUGAGUGUGAUCAGAUCAGUGGGAAGUAUUUUGUUGACUGCAAGGAGAGCGGCAUGUCUUGGAAAGCGGAGGAUAGAUACUUAGCAGGCGAGCUUUGGUCUAUGUCCGAAAAGUUGGUCAAGGUGAGACCGGAAGAAUGGAUAUAAUAUCUAAGUGAUUAUGUUAUUAUUAAUUUAUAGGUAAAUACUUAAAUCAUCGUGGUGCUAUGUACGCUUCCGAUUUAAAUGUACUAUUUAUUUUUUUAAUAAAUUAUCUAAUUACAGCAAAUUGAUAUUCGUAGGUUAUCUGUACGACCUACUGAGCUGAUUCACAGUACAUGUUCGAUUAUUCAACCAGACCUUUUAUUUUUAACGGAAACAUUAUUGAUGCACACACUUUCUUUUUCCUAAAACUUAAACCAAUUGUGCACUAUGUAACGAAAAACAAACAUAUAAUUAGUAAACAACUGCAAAAAAACUUGUUAAUGAACAAACUUAAUAGAAAAUUAUGUGUGAUCAAUUAAUCGGUGGAAAAAUAGAUACCUUUUCACAAAAUUGCAAAUUAUUUAAACACGUUUUUUAAAAAAAAACUGUAUACC
This is a messenger RNA of Diatraea saccharalis (sugarcane borer), 1480 nucleotides long. NCBI's taxonomy places the organism in Eukaryota, Metazoa, Arthropoda, Insecta, Lepidoptera, Crambidae. The record is from the annotation of a GenBank genome assembly.